AAGCAGAAGCACCAAGAUUAUGUUACUCGCGGUGGUGUGCAGUUUGAUAUAUUCAAGAGAAAUCAAGUCAAAUGAUAUAAUUCCGGCUCUGGCAAAAGUUUGGAACGUAUUGGAACUGCGGAUUCUGGUGUUAAUUAGUCUCUCCUUGCAAAUAGUCCUAAUCGUUUUUGGCAACAGAAGGAAGCACAUAGCCAACAAAUGGCUACAACCCAUGGUGUGGUUCACCUAUCUGUCAGCAGAUUGGGUUGCUACGGUUGCUCUGGGCAUUCUUUCCAAAGACAGCAAAAAUCCAAAAUUAGACCCCAACUUCAUAAUUAUGGCGAGUUGGGCACCCUUCCUUCUUGUGCACCUUGGUGGUCCUGACACAAUCACUGCUUACUCUCUUGAGGAUAAUGAACUAUGGCUGAGACACAUGCUUGAGUUAUUCUAUCAGCUAGCAGUGGCAAUUUAUGUGGUUUAUAGCUCAUGGAAUGGUAGCCACCUUAAUUAUGUUACCAUUCCAGUUGUUGUCGCAGGAAUAAUCAAAUAUGGGGAAAGGACUUGGUCACUGAGUUAUGGUAGCAGCCAAAAAUUCAGAGAAUCUAUUCUCCCUCCUCCAGACCCAGGACCAAAUUAUGCAAAACUCAUGGAUGAUUACACUGCCAAAAAAGCUGAGGGAUACAAAGUUUCCUUCGGGGAAGUGAUUGAAACUACUCCCAUAGUAUUGGGUCAUUCUCAAGGGGCAAUAACCAAUGACCCUAUUCCUGAUGCUUCCUCUUUGCAUGAUGGAUUCUAUUUCUUCAAAAUUUUCAAGUGUUUGUUUGCAGAUCUCAUCCUUAGUUUUCAAGACCACAAAAGCAGCCAAGGUUUCUUUCAGAACAAAACAUGGGAUUAUGCUUUUAAGGUAAUUGAGGUUGAGCUUGGAUUGAUGUAUGAUAUGCUAUAUACAAAGGCAGUGCUAACAUAUUCCCACCUUGGCAUUUUCCUCAAAUUUGUGAGCUUUUCCUGUACACUCUCUGCAUUUAUUACCUUUUUUUUUGUGAUAGAUAAAGGACCCGUAGAUUAUGACCGGAUCAUUACUUUUGUGCUUUUCGCUGGAGCUAUUUUUCUUGAGAUAUACGCGGUCAUUGUUUUACUUUCUUCAAGUUGGGUAAUGCUUUGGUUGAGCAAGCAUAAGAAUUGGAGAGUUAAUAUUCUCUACAGAAUCAUUUCAAGAUUUCAAAAGUGUUUUAAACUCUCACAUACUAAGAGGUGGUCUAAUCUCAUGUCACAAUUCAAUCUCAUUAGGUUUUGCUUAAAAGAUGAGCCAGUCAAAUGCAUCAAAAUCCAGAAAUUUCUUCACAUCUAUCAAUUCUUCGAGAAGUCUUAUUACCAACGAAAAAAGUUUGUCCCUGAGGACUUGAAAGAACUCAUUUUUGAACAGCUUAAGGAGAAAUCUAGGGGUGCAUUGCAUAUUGAAACAUGUAAAAAAUUAUGCGCUCACAGGGGUGAUCAAGUUCUUAACAAAUGGAACUGCCACACUCUUGAUUGGAGCGCUGAGGUGGAGUUUGAUCAAAGCAUUUUGCUUUGGCAUAUUGCCACAGAUCUUUGCUAUUAUUCAGAUAUAACUGAUAACCGCAGUUGUAAGUACCUCCAAAGUUGUAUAACUAGCAGAUUGUUGUCAAAUUAUAUGUUAUAUCUUCUUGUUAUUUGUCCUUUUAUGUUGCCCAAUGGAAUAGGACAGAUCAGAUUUGAAGACACCUGUGCGGAGGCUGGUGAACUUUUGCAAGAAAGAAAGUACAUAUCAAAAAGUAAAAAAGCUUGUAAGAUGAUACUUGGAGUGAAAACAGAUAUUCCACCAUCAAAAUUGAAAGGGGAUAGAAGCAAGUCUGUGCUGUUUGAUGCAUGUAGGCUUGCCAAAUGCAUAGAUUCUUUAGAAAAGGAGAAGAAAUGGUCGAAAGAAGAUAAAUGGGAAAUGAUGAGUAAAGUUUGGGUGGAGAUGCUGUGUCAUGCAGCAUGCCAUUGUAGAGGAUUUCAACAUGCUAAGCAACUAAGCCAAGGUGGGGAGUUGCUGACCCAUGUUUGGCUUUUAAUGGCUCAUUUAGGUAUAACUGAACAGUUUCAGAUUUCACAAGGUCAUGUAAGGGCAAAGUUGGUGAUCAGCUAAAAAUGUAUGGUGUGUAGUUGAAGUCUUUGGAUUUCUUAAGCCUUUCCUCUUGCUCAAACAAUUCUUAUUUGCAGUAUCAGUGUGUGAUAGAACAUAGGAAUGUACCAUCCCCUUUUGUGUUUUUAGUACUCUGCUUCCUUUAUGGAAGAAUAAGGCUACCUUCCCACUUUUCGUUUUGCUGAUCCAAAUCAUGAUAUUU
Messenger RNA from Abrus precatorius (Indian licorice), 2324 nucleotides. RefSeq lists its product as uncharacterized. The transcript has 2 exons. The record is from RefSeq and is a predicted model, not a curated record. NCBI's taxonomy places the organism in Eukaryota, Viridiplantae, Streptophyta, Magnoliopsida, Fabales, Fabaceae. The coding region runs from base 20 to 2125 and encodes 701 amino acids.